Messenger RNA from Pseudoliparis swirei, 1357 nucleotides. It is a transcript of the gene eif3i, whose product is annotated as eukaryotic translation initiation factor 3, subunit I. Gene Ontology annotation, biological process: cytoplasmic translational initiation. The record is from RefSeq and is a predicted model, not a curated record. Lineage: Eukaryota; Metazoa; Chordata; Actinopteri; Perciformes; Liparidae. Gene Ontology annotation, molecular function: protein binding; translation initiation factor activity; RNA binding. The transcript has 11 exons. Gene Ontology annotation, cellular component: eukaryotic translation initiation factor 3 complex, eIF3m; cytoplasm. The coding region runs from base 108 to 1085 and encodes 325 amino acids.
GCUGCCCCGGCGCUCUGAAAACACGUGUAGAUCGUUUCUCUUCUCACGGGAGAGUUCUCCGUUAAAACACCGGGCUGACGGGCCGCAGCUCGCGGACACGCAACACAAUGAGACCCAUCCUGCUCCAGGGCCACGAGAGGUCCAUCACGCAGAUCAAGUACAACCGAGAUGGGGACCUGCUCUUCUCCGUGGCCAAAGACACGGUGACCAACGUGUGGUACUCUGUCAACGGAGAGCGGCUCGGCACCUACAACGGCCACACGGGGGCCGUGUGGUGUGUGGACUGCGACUGGGACACCAAGAACGUCCUGACCGGGUCGGCAGACAACAGCUGCCGACUGUGGGACUGUCAGACCGGUAAACAGCUGGCUCUGCUCGAGACCAACUCCGCCGUCAGGACGUGCGGCUUCGACUUCAGCGGCAACAUCGUCAUGUUCUCCACGGACAAGCAGAUGGGGUACCAGUGCUUCCUGAACUUCUUUGACCUGAGGGACCCACAGCAGAUCGAGGACAACCAGCCGUACCUGUCGCUGCCGUGCAACGACCACAAGAUCACCAGCGCCGUCUGGGGGCCGCUGGGCGAGUUCGUCAUCGCCGGCCAUGAGAACGGAGAGUUCAACCAGUUCAGCGCUAAGUCUGGGGAGAUCAUCAAGAAGGUGAAGGAGCACACCAAGCAGAUCAACGACCUCCAGACCUCCGUGGAUCUCACGAUGUUCAUCAGCGCCUCCAAGGACAACUCGGCCAAGCUGUUCGACUCGGCUUCUCUGGAGCACGUCAAGACCUUCAAGACGGAGAGACCCGUCAACUCGGCGGCCAUCUCGCCCACCUUGGAUCACGUGGUGAUGGGGGGCGGCCAGGAGGCCAUGGAGGUCACCACGACGUCCACCAGGAUCGGCAAGUUCGAGGCCAGGUUCUUCCACGCUGCCUACGAAGAGGAGUUCGGCAGGAUCAAAGGUCACUUUGGCCCCAUCAACUGCGUGGCAUUCCACCCCGACGGCAAGAGUUACAGCAGUGGAGGAGAAGACGGAUACACGAGGAUUCAUUACUUUGACCAACAGUACUUUGACUUUGAACUGGAGGCGUAAACACCACACAACUCCACCCGGUCCAGUCAGGAAGGAGAACCCACAGUCCACUACCCCCCCCCCCCAAUUCAAAUAAAGAGGUCGGAGACGAGAGGCUCCCUGGUCUUUUUUUGCUUUUUCUAACAUCUUUGUGGCAUAAGAAGUGAUUUUUGUACCCGGGAUCCAUCGAGACUUCAAAGCCAACUCAGUGUUUUUAAUCUGUUUCUACUCGAGUAGAACUGGAUCUGAGAUGUUUUCUGCUGUCAUUCCACUAUUAAAAUAACUGAAUUCAA